UUCUAUAUGUAUGACAUAGCACCUUUAUGUAGUGAUUAUAAUUUUACGUAGUAGAAAUAGCGAAUUUACUGUAGCAAUUGUAUCGCCAUGAAUCGAAUAGUGAUAUUUGGAGCUACGGGAAAUACAGGAUUAUGUGCUUUAAAUAGUGCUGUAAAUAAGGGAUUAAAUGUAAAGGUAUUUGUGAGAGAUGAAAACAAAGUUCCAAUGAAUUUAAAAGAUAAAAUUGAAAUAAUUAUUGGAGAUGUUACUAACAAAGAACAAGUUUCAAAUGCAAUAUCUAAUACAGAUGCAGUGGUUGUUGUGCUUGGUACACGAAAUGAUUUAAGUCCAACUACAAUAUUGUCUACUGGUAUGAAAAAUAUAAUAGAUGCUAUGAAAAUGCACAAUGUAGAAGUAAUAUCUGUUUGUUUAUCUGCAUUUUUAUUUUACAAACCUGAAGCAGUGCCUAAUAUAUUUAAAGAUUUAAAUGCAGAUCACCAACGUAUGUUUGAUCUUCUUAAAAAAAGUCAAUUAAAAUGGAUUGCAAUAUUACCACCUCAUAUUGCAGAUGUACCAAAUUCAAAAUAUAUAGUGAAGCAUGAUGAAUCUCCAGGUCGAGCUAUUUCCAAACAUGAUUUAGGUGCUUUUCUUAUUGAAAGUCUUCAACAAACAGAACAUUAUCAAAAAGUAUGUGGUAUUGCUAACACUGCAUAACAAAAAAUACAUUUGUAAUAUAUAAAAAAUUUAAAAAUAUUUUAUAAAAUUUUGUUUAUUUUUAAAGAUAUAAAAAAAUAAAUAAUAAAUUUAGAAAUUUAUUAUUUUUAAUUUGUACAAAAGAAAUUGUUAAUUUUUUAAAGAAUAUCUGUGACUUUAAACAUCUAUUGGAAUGAUUGUAAAUUAUGAUUUGUAAUAUAUGAAUGAGAUGUAUGCAUGAAAAACUAAAUUUCUACAUUUAAAAACAAUUAAAAAAAUAAUU
This is a messenger RNA of Apis florea (little honeybee), 955 nucleotides long. Its product is annotated as flavin reductase (NADPH). The record is from RefSeq and is a predicted model, not a curated record. Lineage: Eukaryota; Metazoa; Arthropoda; Insecta; Hymenoptera; Apidae. Gene Ontology annotation, molecular function: riboflavin reductase (NADPH) activity; biliverdin reductase [NAD(P)H] activity.